CGCCGCGAGCGACCAAAAAGAUCCACGAAUCGGAAAAAAGAGGAAAAACAAGGGGACAGGAAAGGUCUUGCCUUUGCUCGGCGGUGGCGACGGCGGCGAUGUCUCUCCCUCCGGCCCCGGUGGAAGGCGGCGGCGGCGGCGGCGGUUCCGCCGGCGACGAUUGGUUCCUCGACUGCGGCAUCCUCGACGACCUCCCGGCCGCGGCCUGCGGGGCCUUCCCGUGGGACGCGUCCCCGUCGUCCUCCAACCCCAGUGUGGAAGUUGGCAGCUACGUAAACACCGGUGAUGUCUUCAAGGAGCCUGGUAGUAAUAAACGUUUAAGGUCAGGAUCUUCUGGUAGGCCAACAUCCAAAGCUUCAAGGGAAAAAAUGAGAAGGGACAAGCUAAAUGACAGGUUUCUUGAAUUGGGCUCUACCUUGGAACCAGGGAAACCCGUAAAAGCUGACAAAGCUGCUAUCCUAAGUGAUGCUACUCGCAUGGUUAUUCAGCUUCGCUCUGAAGCACAGCAGCUCAAGGACACCAAUGGUAGUCUUGAAGAAAAGAUUAAGGAACUAAAGGCAGAGAAGGAUGAGCUUCGUGAUGAGAAGCAGAAGCUGAAACUAGAGAAGGAGAAUUUAGAGCACCAGAUGAAACUUAUGACCUCAACUCCAGCCUACAUGCCUCACCCAACCCUGAUGCCAGCGCCCUUCCCACAGGCGCCGCUAGCACCGUUCCAUCCCCAGGCUCAAGCUGCAGGGCAGAAGCUGAUGAUGCCCUUUGUCGGCUACCCAGGGUACCCGAUGUGGCAGUUCAUGCCACCUUCUGAAGUCGACACCUCGAAGGACAGUGAAGCGUGCCCUCCUGUCGCUUAAUCGCUGCGAGCGACGCUGGCAGCGUAUGUGAAUUAAUCGGAACCUGAAGCCCCUAGUUGUCGAUCCAUUGAUUGGGUAUAACUACUGUUAUGUGGUAGUUCGUUGGUGACUGAGUAAGCUGAUGUUUGUGGCGCCCUAUAGAGGCUGCUAUUAGCCCCUUCAAUGGCUGUACAAUUUUUUGCGGAGAAGAGAAGAAUGUUCGUUCUUUUUCUCCAUAGCAACAAUGCCAAAUUAAUUAUGUGUCACAUAUAUA
Molecule: messenger RNA, 1104 nt
Organism: Panicum hallii
Lineage: Eukaryota; Viridiplantae; Streptophyta; Magnoliopsida; Poales; Poaceae
Product: transcription factor ILR3-like
Exons: 5
Coding region: 99-851 (250 amino acids)
Biological process (GO): regulation of DNA-templated transcription; intracellular iron ion homeostasis
Molecular function (GO): protein dimerization activity; DNA-binding transcription factor activity
Source: RefSeq, a predicted model, not a curated record